Anopheles maculipalpis is the source of this 1149-nucleotide messenger RNA. Its product is annotated as bifunctional arginine demethylase and lysyl-hydroxylase PSR-like. NCBI's taxonomy places the organism in Eukaryota, Metazoa, Arthropoda, Insecta, Diptera, Culicidae. The record is from RefSeq and is a predicted model, not a curated record. Gene Ontology annotation, biological process: phagocytosis. The transcript is spliced from 4 exons. Gene Ontology annotation, cellular component: cytoplasm; nucleus. Gene Ontology annotation, molecular function: histone H4R3 demethylase activity; P-TEFb complex binding. Bases 1 to 1149 code for a protein of 382 amino acids.
AUGACGCAACUAUCGGACAGAUCAGCAUGGGUUCAGCUGGGUUACCAUGAAGUGUUCGAACCCUUUAUGCAUUUAGUGGACAAUGUGGAGCGAAUUCACGUCAACAAAGUUAGUCCGAAAAAAAUUAUCGAACGCAUCUAUCAACCAGUAGUCAUAGAGGGUAUGCAGGAUAAUUGGAAAGCUGGUCAUAAGUGGACACUAGAGCGUCUCGCGAAGAAGUACCGCAACCAAAAGUUUAAAGGUGGGGAAGACAACGAUGGGUACAAUGUUAAGAUGAAGAUGAAGUAUUACGUGGAAUACAUGCGUAGCACUACGGACGACAGCCCACUCUAUAUAUUCGACAGCAGUUUUGGCGAGCACCAUCGUCGCAGCAAGUUACUAGAGGACUACGACGUACCACUCUACUUCCGUGACGAUCUGUUUCAACAUGCGGGAGAAGUACGGCGACCACCGUACCGAUGGUUCGUGAUGGGACCAGCCCAAUCCGGUACCGGUAUACAUAUCGAUCCGCUUGGCACGAGUGCCUGGAAUGCGCUGGUGCACGGUCAUAAGCGCUGGUGUCUCUUUCCAACCCACACGCCUAAGGAGCUGCUCAAGGUAACCGGUUCGAUCGGGGGAAAACAGCGAGAUGAGGCAAUCACCUGGUUUAGCUUGAUCUACCCACGCACGAAACAACCGGACUGGCCCAACGACUGUAAGCCGCUUGAAAUUUUACAAAAACCAGGCGAAACGGUGUUUGUACCAGGCGGCUGGUGGCACGUAGUACUUAUUCUGGACGAUACCGUUGCCGUUACGCAAAACUUCUGCAGCCGUACCAACUUCCCGGUGGUAUGGCGCAAAACAGUUCGUGGCCGGCCGAAGCUGUCGAUCAAGUGGUUGAAGAUGUUACAGGUGGUUGAGCCGAACCUAGCUAAGAUCGCGUCCGAAACUGAUAUCGGACAGAGUACGGGAGUUGGGUCGGACAGCUCGAGCAACUCUAGCUCAUCGUCUUCCAGCUCGAGCAACUAUGACGACAGCGACUGUGAAUCGAAUACCGACAGUGGCCAGGAGUCACUUUUGGCGCACAAAUCAAAAAAGCAUAAAAUACGAACAAUGGCGGCGAUAAUAAUAGUCCGUGAUGCCACACGGACAAAAGUUGAUACGCGUUGA